UACGUCAACUCAAACUCAGUAGUGAAACAAGUGCCGCGAUGGGAGGUGUUACAUCAUUUCACAUUUUCCACUCCUAGUGUUUAGUUUACCAUUUCACUCGCGUAAUGAAAUUAAGCCCACCACAAUGAGACACAGAUAGAAUAAAUAAGUGUGCGUUUUAGAAUUUGUGACCUCGUUCCUUUCGCCACACUUUCUUUUGUUUCACCUUCGAGAUCUGCAGUUCGCGAGGUUUCGCGAGAAAGGUCGUCAAAAAGCCGGUUGCGAAAAUGGAAAAUUCGUCAGGAACCAGUCGAAUGUGUGAAAGACAGGAAGAGUCAUCGCUCAAAAUGGAUGGAAGAGAACAGAGAGCGGCACAGAAAGAUGCCUUUUGGGUGUUCGGGUAUGGAUCUCUGUGCUGGAACCCAGGCUUUCAAUACAAACAGUGUGUUACCGGAUACGUAAAAGGAUUUUCAAGAAGAUUUUGGCAAGGGAACACCACUCAUCGCGGGACCGAUAGUAAACCUGGCCGAGUCGCAACACUCGUCGAAGACAAAGAAGGCAUCACAUGGGGCAAAGCGUUCCUAGUGGCAGCCGAAGACACAGCCGCGCUCCCCUACCUAGACACCAGAGAGUGCACCCUCGGUGGCUACAGAAUAUACACCGUGAACUUCCACCCACGGCCUGACUGCUUCUCUUCAGCACCAAGUAGCCUCCAAGAGAAGAAAAACGCGGUUCUGUACAUCGCAGUGCCAGAGAACAAACACUGGCUGGGCGCGGCACCGCUACCUGAUAUAGCGAAGCAGAUUCUAGAAUGCCAUGGACCGUCAGGUUCGAAUGUUGAAUAUUUGUUAAGACUGGCAGAGUUUAUGAGGGAUGAAGUACCAGAGGCUCUAGAUGAGCAUCUGUUCUCUUUGGAAAGGUUAGUGAGGAAAUUUGCGUCGGAUAUGAAGAUUUGCUUGAAGUCUAUGAUGGGUGGAGUGGAUAAUGAAGAAGAGGUAGUGAAGGAGGAAGUGAAGGUUGUGGUCCCGAGCCUACAGUUCGCCGCGAGAGUUCCGGAGAAGAAGCUGCGUUGUGUCAACAUGUGAUUGAAUUUCGGAAUUCGUGUUCUGAGAAUGUGAUUAUGUAUUUAAUUUUGAAACCAGCUGGACUGAGUAUUUGAUUGUUUUUUUGCAUUGUUCUAAAAUAGUUUUGGUUCUGAUGUGCUCCUUUGUGACAACCAUUUUGACGGUAUGAAAAAUAAUUAUGACUUUGAAUUUGCAAUAGUCCAGGAAUGCCAUGAUCCCAGAUGGUUACGGAAUUUUAGGAUUUGGAGCGGAGCCUGUUAUGCCAUCACUACCUCUAAUACCACGCAAUAAAGUAGAUGUUUGACAUGAUACAUAAUAUUUAAUUUAUAUAACAUAAUAUUUUGUUGUCUUUAAUCUCCAAAAACAUUGACUUAAUUUAGUUUUAGGUACGAAACAGAUCAAAUUACAUAAGAUGACAAUAGAAUAUUACGACAAAACGAUACUCUUCGGGUAUGAUUCUUGGUUGAUUGACUCAUGAUUGUUAGACCGACGAUCGUUUCGGCCAGAAAUUUGUGUUGCGCGAAACAUUAUUUCUACCUUAAAUGACUCAAUCAAGUCAUGACAUAUUCUUCAUGAUCAAAAAAAGAAUCAAGCAAACUAUAAUAUUGUAAUAAAAUACUGAAAAAGUUUGUAAAAUUAUUAUAGAUAUUUCUUUUUCUCACUGUUUAUAACAACGAAAACGCACAUAAUUUAAAAGACAGACCAAAUACAAAGUAAAUGACAAGUAUUAUUGUAUGGAUCUAGAUAUCAGACGCAAUUAGUAAAUAUUAUUUUAGUUCAAUAUAUUUUAAGAAUUAUUGUUAAACUCAUUUGUUCAAGAAUAUACUUCCAUUUUAUUUUGCUACGCAAAGUUUAAUUAAGUACGAAAUAUUUUUAUAUCGACUAUUUCAAGAAUUACUUAUUAUUUAUCGUAAUGUUAAUUUAAUCUUGGCUAGUUACAAUUGUGAGAUUUGUAUAUUACCUCUAUUAUAACUAUCUUAGAGUUGAACUCAUAAGGACAAUCUUUGCUAUGACAUUUAUGUAAGUAUGUUACUCGAAAAUAUGAAACUGUAAUGUAAAUUAGUAGAUUAAAUUUUUUGUAUGACAAUUACCUAAGAUUGUGAUGCUAUUUCAUGAACUAACUAAAGUGAUACAAAAUACAAAGUUACAAAAAUA
Molecule: messenger RNA, 2198 nt
Organism: Plutella xylostella (diamondback moth)
Lineage: Eukaryota; Metazoa; Arthropoda; Insecta; Lepidoptera; Plutellidae
Product: putative glutathione-specific gamma-glutamylcyclotransferase 2
Biological process (GO): glutathione catabolic process
Cellular component (GO): cytoplasm
Molecular function (GO): glutathione specific gamma-glutamylcyclotransferase activity
Source: RefSeq, a predicted model, not a curated record